Messenger RNA from Peronospora matthiolae, 996 nucleotides. NCBI's taxonomy places the organism in Eukaryota, Oomycota, Peronosporomycetes, Peronosporales, Peronosporaceae. The record is from the annotation of a GenBank genome assembly.
AUGCUGAAAACCGCUGUACUGGUGACGGGUGCUUCGAGGGGCUUUGGCCGCUGCCUCGCGCUGGAUUUCGUCCGUCUUUUGAGCGACCGAGAUCUGGAUCUGCAUCUGUGGGCUCGCACGGAACUGGACCUCAAAGAUACGGAGCGAAUGGCACAUGCGGAAUGGUCUGCUGCAUCAGCAUCCAAUACAUUGCGCUGUUUCUUGCAGGCUGUAGACUUGAGUGACCCUGCAGUCUACACGGCAAGAGUCGACCAAGUGCUGUCAACACUUGCAACCGAGACCUAUGCUCAAGUGUUCCUGGUGCACAAUGCAGGAUCGCUCGGGCAGCUUGGACUCGUGCAGGAAAGCACCUUGUCUCCGAUGGCGAUGCAGCCAUAUUGGGAGCUCAAUGUGACGUCGGUGAUGUGGUUAAAUAAGCGCUUUUUGGACGUCUUUGGAGCCACUAGAGACCAACUGCUGGACUCCGCAGCAGUACAAACGGACACAGAGCAGACGCAGCUUGUGGUGGUCAAUAUCACGUCGUUGUGUGGGAUCGAGCCUUUCAAGACGCACAUGAUGUAUUGCACGGGCAAAGCAGCGCGCGAGAUGCACCAUCGGGUGAUUGCUACGGAACAAGCGGCACUGGACAAAGUGCGGGUGCUGCAGUACUCGCCUGGACCGAUGGAUACGGAGAUGCAGCAGACAAUCCGCGAGUCACCAGUGGUGGACUCUGGACUUCGCCACCAGUUUGUAGAAAUGAAGACUCGAGGGACGCUCAUUCCACCUGCAAAGUCGUCCGAGCGCGGCGUCCGACUUGCUAUCAGUGGCGAAUUUGACUCGGGAGCUCAUGUGGAUUAUUACGACCUUGAUUCUUCAAAUGAAGUGAAGAUCAUGGCAGGACGGACCCAGGAUGUCGCCCGAUUGAUGACUCGUUGCAGCGAAAUUGUGCCAUUCAAGCCGGUUAGAACAUCAUGGGUACGACUGCAGAAGGACUAUAAUUCACCUACUAGCCGGUAA